AUGGCUGGACCUAUGGACAGCCCUCCGCGCGCGCCCCCGGUCAAGUACGCAACACCUCUAGGCACUCGAUGGCAGAAGGAGAAGGCCGCAGCCGGCUCCAACGCUUUCGACUACCCCGACGAUGCCAAGUACGUCGGCCCUUGGAUCAUCGGCGAGUGUGUCGGAAAGGGCGCCAGCGGCCGCGUCAAGAUCGCUCGUCACCGCCGCACCGGACAGCUCGCCGCGGUCAAGAUCCUUCCCCUCCAACCGUUCCUCUCCUCGCGCAGCGCGGCGACCUCCACCGCACAGGCCAAAGUCGACAAGCAACGCCUCGGGAUCGACCGUGAGAUCAUCAUGAUGAAGCUCAUGAACCACCCGAAUAUCAUGCGUAUCUACGACGUCUACGAAGGUGACAAGGAGCUCUAUCUCAUCCUCGAGUACGUCGAGGGCGGCGAGCUCUUCGACUUCCUCGUCAAUCGCGGCCGCCUCGCCCCGCUUGAGGCCCUCGCCUACUUCAAGCAGAUCGUCUAUGGCCUCAACUACGCACACGUGUUCUCAAUCAUCCACCGCGACCUUAAGCCGGAGAACAUCCUCAUCCACUCGCUCCAGCCUCCACUCAUCAAGAUCGCCGACUGGGGCAUGGCCGCGUUUGCCCCACCCUCUCUUCAACUCGAGACCAGCUGCGGCAGCCCGCACUACGCCAGCCCGGAGAUCGUCAACGGACACAAGUACUGCGGAACUGCGACGGACAUCUGGAGCUGCGGGGUGAUCUUGUAUGCGCUCCUUACUGGCCGUCUCCCCUUUGACGACAAGAAUGUCCGUGUAUUACUCUCCAAGGUCAAGGCUGGCAAGUAUGAAAUGCCCGCUUUCGUCGACCUCUGGCGAAGGACCUGCUGGCUCGGAUGCUCGUCGUUGACGUUACUGAGCGCAUCACUAUGGCCGAGUCCUCGCACACCCUUGGCUCGAGGGCGCGACCCCGGUAUCCUGUAUGUUCCCGCUCCGCCUGUCCUAGAACUUGCACAGCCCCUCCCGUCUGCGCUGCACAUCGAUCGCGACCUCUUCGAGUCUCUGGCUGUCAUCUGGGGCCGCCACGCGGAUCUCGACAGUAUCAGAACCGACCUCCUCAGUCCCGUCGGGCGAGGCACGCUUGCAAAGGCUUUCUACUUCCUCCUCCAGCAACAUCGCGAGACGACAAUGAAUGAACAUGAAACCCUCAUGCGUGUCGACGAGAUCUUGGGCAUCGAAGGGAAGAUCAUCACCAAGCAGUACGCCGCACCCCUCUCAAAGCCUGGUCGCCGUUCCGUCGACACCAUCCGCGCUCCGCCCUCGAAUCCUGCGUCGGAGUAUCUGCGCUCAGUCCGCCCUAUCCCUGCGUCACUACCUCUGCCAAUCUCUGGUGCUUCUUCGCCGCCUCGGACCGCCAUCGCACACACUCUCCCUAUGGACCGUGGACCGACCCGUUCUCACCCACCUUCCCCUGCUGGUCCUCGUCCGCAGAAGUCUCGCUCCCAGGCCGCUCGGACGUCUAUCACACGGUCUGCCCCUCCGGAGUUUGUCCCGAACCCCGAUCUGUCUCGUCUGCGCUCUCAGACGCUCGGAACCGGUUCCCCGAUGGUCAUCUCACCUCGUCCCGAAACAACAAUGCAGUCUCGCAUCCAUCCUUACGCUGCAGCCGGCGCUCAGCUUGUUCCCUGGUCCUCUCCGAUGCCUGAUUCCAUUACGCCUCCGGCUCUCUCUGGCGCGCCGUUCUCUCCACUGGAACGCCAUCGAUACUCGCCUGGAAGCGGCUGGCCCAAGCAGACGCGGGUCGACAAGGAGAACAUGGGCGCAUCUGGAGGCAACCAAUGGCGCCCACCUCGGGAAGAAGAAGCUAGCAAGCCACCCCCGCUCGACGUGAGCGGCGUCCCCAUCUUGUCCAAGCGGUCCACCUUCUCCAUCGGCUCUCCGCGCCCCGGCUCCCCGCCGACCGGGUCCCCGAGCAGCAUGGGCGAAGUCCGCGGCUGGUUCUCGAACCUCUUCCACUGGAAGUCCGCCCAGCCGCUCGUCCUCUACUCCACGCGCGACGUCGCCGAGACGCGCGCCGAGACGAUGCGGCUGCUCGAGGCCCUCGGCGUCGCGGUCACGCUCGCGGACCCGGACGGCAGGGGGCCGCGGCGGCGUGGAGCGUGCUGCUCUGCCGCGCGGCGGACGAGCACGCGAAGCCGGUCCGCUUCCGCGUCGAGUUCACGACGCUCGCGAGCCUCCACGGCGUGUCGCUCCCCGGGCGCGCGGUGGGGUGCGAGACCGCGACGGGGAUCGCGCUCGAGAAGGGCGGGGUGGGCGCGUUCAGGGCGCUCUGCCAGCGCGUCCGCGCGGAGUGGCGGCUCGACGCGCUGA
Molecule: messenger RNA, 2355 nt
Organism: Epithele typhae
Lineage: Eukaryota; Fungi; Basidiomycota; Agaricomycetes; Polyporales; Epitheliaceae
Product: Pkinase-domain-containing protein
Exons: 6
Coding region: 1-2355 (784 amino acids)
Biological process (GO): intracellular signal transduction; microtubule cytoskeleton organization; protein phosphorylation
Cellular component (GO): cytoplasm
Molecular function (GO): protein serine/threonine kinase activity; ATP binding; tau-protein kinase activity
Source: RefSeq, a predicted model, not a curated record